UUGACGCUGAUCGGUUCUGUUAUUGUUGCUCGGACAGCACGAGAGUUUGGAUUCUGAACACUGAGCGUCCGUGGGAGGAAGUCGCGGGCACCGGCGGGCCGUGUGCAGAGCUCUCUGAGGUCCGGUGUGAGGUGAAUGACGUCGAAGCAGGGAGGAUUCUGCUGUGGAACGCUGGUUGGUGCUGAGUGACAGCUGAUACGGCCGGCCGCAGGGGGUUGCUGUAGCUGAGCUGGGGAGUCGGGAAAGCGGGGUUACUGAUGGAGCCCGCCAUGGCGAGCCUGGGGCUGGUGUCUGGGGGUGAUCGCGCUGCACUCGGAUCGAGCAGUGGCCUGCGAGAAGAGAAAAAUCAGGCCACAUCAUCCAGACUGUGGGAUUUUCUGCCUCAUCACAGCUGGCCUCUGCUCAGCUGCCCUCCUGGGAACCUCUAGGCACUCACCCAGCUUCCAGUUCCUGAGAAAAUCGGAUCUGCCAGCAAAAGAGGCCAAGAGAGGAAACAUACCUGCUGCCAUGAAUUUAUCCCAGGAACCCCAGAGACUGAGCCUGCAGGAGCAGGAUGGGUCAUGCGAGAGAUUAGGGGUGGUGUCCUUUGAGGAUGUGACUGUGGACUUCAGCCAGGAGGAGUGGCGGCGCCUGGACCCUGCCCAGAGACGCCUGUACCAGGACGUGAUGCUGGAGAUCUACAGCCACCUCUUGGCAGUGGGGUACCCCAUUCCCAGCCCUGGGGCCAUCCUCAGGAUAAAGCAAAGAAAGGAGGAAUGGAUGGGAGAGGUUAAGUUCCCACAUCAGCAGUGUGGGUGUCAAGAAGUGGAAUCAGAGUUUUACACCCCUCCACAGAAAGUUUCUGAGAAUGCAGCAUUUCAAAUUAGUAAGGCAAGUGAAAUCAUAAGACAUGGUUUGUGGUGCUCUGUUUUAGAAGAACUGUGGCAAGAUCCUGACCCCACAAAAAGAGAUCAGCAAAACCAUAUCCCACCCUGGAAUCCUGGUGCUUUCCUCAACAAGAAAACGCAGAGAACAGACAGAGACUGUGAAUAUAAAGAGUCCGGGAAAACCAUCCCUUUAGUGUCCAACCUUAUUUCUACACAAAAGGGAGCUCCAAAGUUAUGUGCAAAAGGUUUGAAGCAUAACCUUGAAGCAAAGGGUGAAGAUCAAAACAACAUCACAAAACAGCUCAAUGAUGUCGUUACGUCUGGCCAGCUCUUCACACAAGACUCUUCUAAUGCUGACUGUACAAUUCCUCAUGAAGGACAGAAUUCAUGCAAAGGUAGCCAGUGCAGAAAAGUUCUCAUCCAUAAACAAACACUUACACAGCAAGUAGUUCAUUCUAAGGAGAAACCAGAUGCAUGCACUGAGUGUGGAAAGGUCUUCUAUGACAUGUCUGCUUUCAGUAAACAUCAGGCAACUCACACUGGAGAAAGACCUUUUGUCUGUCACAAGUGUGGGAAAACAUUCCUCCAGAAGUCAGAGUUGACCUUUCAUCAAGAAACUCACAUAGAGAAACCUUAUGAGUGUCCCGACUGUGGGAAAUCAUUUAGUCGUACAUCCAACCUGCAGGUCCAUCAUCGAAUUCACACUGGAGAGAAACCUUAUGAAUGCGGUGACUGUGGGAAAUCCUUCAAUAAUACAUCCCAACUGAAAGUACAUUAUCGAAUACAUACAGGGGAGAGACCAUAUGUGUGUCCUGUAUGUGGGAAAGCCUUCAAGCAGAAGUCAAUCCUCAGUACUCAUGAGACAAUUCACACCGGGGAGAAGCCUUACAAAUGUACUGUUUGUGGGAAAUUAUUUAGUUGUACAUCCCGACUGAAAGUGCAUUAUCAGAUUCAUAUGAAGGAGAAACCUUAUGAAUGUGGUGACUGUGGGAAAGCCUUCAAGCGAAAGUCAAGUCUCACCGUUCACCAGAAGAUACAUAUUAGACAAAUACACCAUGUAUGCAGUGAGUGUGGGAAAGCUUUCAACCAGAAGUCAGAGCUCAGCAUGCACCAGAGGAUUCAUCUGGGGAAGAAUUCUCACAAAUGCGGUGACUGUGGGAAGUCAUUUACUUAUGCAUCCCAGUUGAAGAUGCAUUAUCGAGUUCACACAGGGGAGAAGCCUUACAAGUGCCGGGACUGUGGGAAAUCAUUUACUUAUUCAUUCACACUGAAUGUGCACCGUCGAAUUCACAAAGUGGAGAAGCCUCACAAAUGUAGUGUCUGUGGGAAAGCCUUGGCUUCUAAGUACCAACUUGAAGAGCAUGAGCGAAUUCACACAGGAGAGAAACCUUAUGUGUGCACCGAAUGUGGAAAAGGUUUUCAUGGUAGGUCAGGUUUCCUGAGACAUCAGCUAACUCACACUAGGGAUAAACCUUUUGUCUGUCACAAAUGUGGAAAGGCCUUCUUUCAGAGGUCACAACUGACAUCUCAUCAACAAACUCACACGGGAGAGAAGCCUUAUAAAUGUCGUUACUGUGGGAAAUCAUUCAGUCAUACAUCCCAACUGACAGUACAUCAUCGAAUUCACACAGGAGAGAGACCUUACAAAUGCAACUACUGUGGGAAGUCGUUCAGUAAUUCCUCCCAACUGAAAGAGCAUCUCCGAAUUCAUACUGGGGAGACACCUUAUGCAUGUUCUGAAUGCGGGAAGGCCUUCAGCCGAAGAUCGUCCCUUAAUCUCCACACAAAAAUUCAUACUGGAGAAAAACACCAUGUGUGUAGUGAGUGUGGGAAAGCCUUUAGUCAGAAGUCAGUACUUCGAACACAUCAGAGAAUUCACACUGGGGAGAAGCCUUACAAAUGCAGUGACUGUGGGAAAGCCUUGACUUCAAAGGGCCAACUCCGAGAUCACCAGAGAAUUCACACGGGUGAGAAGCCCUAUGUCUGCACGGAAUGUGGGAAGGGCUUCUUUGGCAGGUCAUCUUUGCAUAGACAUCAGAUAACUCACACCAAGGAGAGACCUUUUAUCUGUCAAAAAUGUGGGAAAACCUUCAUCCAGAAGUCAGCAUUGACAUCACAUCAGCAAAUUCAUACAGGCGAGAAACCCUAUGUGUGCCCUGAAUGUGGGAAGGGCUUCUACAAUAAGUCGUCUUUGCCUAGACAUCAGAUGACUCACACUAGAGGGAGAUCUUUUGUCUGUCAAAAAUGUGGGAAGGCAUUCCUCCAGAAGUCCGUGUUGAAAUGCCAUCAGCGGACUCACACUUGCAAGAAGCCAUAGGAAAGCCGUGGGAAAUCAUUCCAUAACACGUCCCACUGAAGGCCAUCAUCAUAUACACAUAGAAAUGCAGAGAAGGGUCGGGCGGCAGCGGCACACGUCUUUGAUCCCAGCACUCAGGAGGCAGAGCCAGGCAGAUCUCUGUGAGUUCGAGAUCAGCCUGGUCUACAGAGUGAGAUCCAGGACAGGCACCAAAACUACACAGAGAAACCCUGUCUUGAAAAACCAAAAAAAAAAAAAAAAAUAAAUAAAAAAUAAAAAAUGCAAAGAGGAUGGGAAGUCAUCCAGCAGUGCAUCCCAACUGGAUGUGCAGCACUAGAUUCAUAUGGGGAAAGAGCCUAUUGUGUUCUGAGUGUAGAAAGGCCUUCAACAGCAUGUCACAUUACAGUAAAUACCAAGCAACUCAUACCAGACACAGUUCUUAUAGGCUGUUUUUGUGUGAAAAGCUUUUCCAAGAAAUCAGUGCAUAGUCUAUAAACAGAUUUCCAACUGAGGUAUAGUCCUUAAAUCCUUUGAAGAAAAUGUUUUGAAAGAACUUAUUGCACACUAUAGCUUCUGUAUGUUAAAAGAUCUACAUAUGCACUGCUUGUUUAAACACAUUAUUCACAAGAGAAUUUGUUGUGUGAUUAUGGAUUUCAUCCUAGGAGGAACCCCUAAAGCAAUGGUCUGAGGAAAGUUUCUCUAUAGAAAAUGCCAAAAGACACAUUGGUACCAGACUAUAGAAAAGUUUUGGGGAUUUUAUAUCAACAAUAUUCCUGUUUAUUAUGGGAUAAUAAUAUUUAUAAUGCAAGAAAGAAAAUGACAAGAUUGUGUGAUCUGUCAAAACUGUCUAAUGUGUAUGUAUGAUUGCAUAUUUAUUUGUUUAUGUGACAUCAAUGUUUACAUAUGUAUUGCCUCAUACUAGUGGGGUUUGACAUGGAAGUCAUUGCCUAACAUGAGUUUCUUUUUUUAAAAAUCUGAUGUGUGUUGACAAUCUAUCCCUUAUUCACACCAUCUUGAGGCUGCACUAUCAAUAAUUAUUAGUCUUUUCAUCAUAUGAAAAUAACUUUUGAGAUAAAUCCAUAAGUGAAAGUCUAUAGCAUUCACUGCUCCUGGUAUUGUAACUUUUCUCUUCCAUGAUUAGCUCAGCUUAUUUUUUUUGCAUGUGUCCCGUCUGUAAAUGAACUACAUAGACAGAGCCAUUAUAGAAUUAUUAUAGAAUAAUAUAAUUAUAGAAUCAUUGAAGACUUCUUCAUAGUCUUAUGCAGGCUUCUAGUGCACACAAGAAGACAGUAAAUAGUGUAGUGUGUGUGUGUGUGUGUGUGUGUGUGUGUGUGUGUGUGUGUGUAUACACAUGCAUGAGUGCCAAGGCACAGGUGUGAAAAACUCAGAGAACAGUUCGUGAGUUGGUUCUUAGCUAACAACAUGCAAGUCCCAGGAAUUGAGCUCAGGUAGGUCAUCAGGCAUGGCAACAUGUGCCAUUAACCACUGAGCUAGCUCAUGCCCACCAAUGGAUUUUUUUUUUUUUUUUUGAGAGUCUCACUGUGUAGCCUUGGCUGACCUGGAGCAUGAGCUGGUCUUGAACUCAGAGACCCACCUGCCACUGUCUCCCAAGUGCUGGGACUAAAGGCACGCACCAUCAUGCCUGCUUGAAUUUUUUAAAUAAAGUUUUAUGCAGUGUAGCUAUGAUCAUUUGUAUAUAUUCUGGGGAUGCUUUGUUGCUCCACUAGUACAGCUGAGUAGUUGUGGGAGAAACCAUUUGAUCUCCAAGCUACAAAUAUUUAUUAUCUGGCUCUUCACAGAACAUAUUUGCCAAUAUGUGACACAUGCAUCACUAUCCACAUAAUCAUAUCCCUGUAUAGAAUUUCUUUUCUUUGUUUUAUAAAAAGCAAACCACAUCUGUGUAUAUAUUGUUUUUCUACUCUAAAAUACAUACCUUCAUUGGCAGCAUGGUGUGCUAUGAAGUUGAAAUACCAUAAUCCAGAGCCAGGUGUAGUGACACACACUUUUAAUCAUAGCACUCAGGACACAGGCAGGCAGAACUCUUGAGUCUGAGGUCAGCUUGGGCUACAUAAUGAGUUCCAGGACUACCAGGGCAAUAGAGAAGGACCUUGUCUCAAAGAACAACAACAAGGUCGAGAUAACUUUCUGAAAAGCGUGAAUCAGAAAAGGAGGAGCCAAAGAGAAGGGUAACUGGGUUCAACUGAAGCGGCAGCCUGUUUCACCCAAAACUUUGUGAGAACUGACAGAAAAGAGUCUGAGCUGCUGUAGCCCAUUCCCUGUAAAUCAUGGCUUAGUGUAAAAAAAAGGGGGGGGGGGAGACCUAGACUAUUAAAAACCAAGAGAACAUGGACUAAGAGAAUUCCCUGAAGAAGUUCUUUUAAAGUGUUUAUCCUCCUUAGCUAACAUCUUACCCUGGUCAGAAUGGCCGUUAUCAAUGGACAACAAACCUGCUGAGGAUGUGAAGAAAAGGGAGCCUUUACUGACUGUUGGAGGAAAUGCAGAUUGCAACCCUAAUGAAAUCAGUCUGGGGUUCUGUUGUCGUGUUUGGUUGGUUUGUUUGAUUUGAUUUGAUUUGAUUUUGAGACAGGAUCUCACUAUGCAGCCUUAGUGGUGGUUUCUGAAAUUACUAAAACUGGAACUGCCCCAUGACCCAGCUAACCACUUCCAGAUAUACACCCUGGGAAUCUGUAUCGUACCACAGAGAUACUAACACACCCGACCCAGCUAACCACUUCCAGAUACACACCCUGGGAAUCUGUAUCGUACCACAGAGAUACUAACACACCCGUUUUCACCACUACUCUUCACAAUUACAAAGAAAUGAAAUCAGUCUAGAUGUCCAUCAGUACAGAUGGGUGUAUGUAUAAUGAGCCUGUAGUAUAAAUACAAUGGAAUUUCAUGAGUCAUAAAAAUGAAAUUUAUAGUAAAAUAAAUUAAAUUGGAAAAUUUGAGGUAAGGUCAUCCAGGAAGACAAUAACUUAUUCUUUCUCAUAUACAGAUAUUUCUGAUUUUAUGUAUGUACAGCUUCAGCUUCUGAGUGUCUCUAAUGGCUCAUCACCUCCAUGAGGCAAGUGCUUCAUCUUGGUGAACUAGCUGUGGUUUGGGCUGCAAGACACAUGGGCAUUGUACAAGGUUUAUUGACUGAAAAAGUCAAUUUUGAAAGAAAUUCUGGAAGAACAAGAUUGUGCCUGUGAUGCAAUAAAUGGGUAUAGUUAACAAUAAUGACAUGUUUAGAAGCAGCAGAUAAAUGAAGAGCAGAGACUGACAUUUGCAUAACACUAACUUUCAUGUAGUUUACUAUAAUUUUGCCCCGUGGUGAUGGAUGGCUGAGCCUUCUCUUUGGAGACUCGAGCUGUAUCUUUGAUGAUAAAACUGUGUUCUCCAAAUCAUCA
Molecule: messenger RNA, 6554 nt
Organism: Peromyscus californicus insignis
Lineage: Eukaryota; Metazoa; Chordata; Mammalia; Rodentia; Cricetidae
Product: zinc finger protein 420-like
Exons: 5
Coding region: 508-3183 (891 amino acids)
Biological process (GO): regulation of transcription by RNA polymerase II
Cellular component (GO): nucleus
Molecular function (GO): RNA polymerase II cis-regulatory region sequence-specific DNA binding; DNA-binding transcription activator activity, RNA polymerase II-specific
Source: RefSeq, a predicted model, not a curated record